CCACACACCGGAUUCCACCUUACGCUUUUAUUUACAAUUUUCGAUAUAGUUUACAAACUCCCUAUCAAUCAACCAAAGUCAACACCAGGUCCAGGCAAACUGCUACGACCGAAACCGCACCGAACCAUCAACCCUGACCGCUUGCUUGACAACAGCUUAAAUUAUUAAACAGCACAAAGCACAUCCGCACUGAACGACCACCACGUCAGAACUUGCCCUUUGUAAAGUCAGUCCCUUGGUUGGUUAAAGCGCGUAACCAAGCGCGGCACCAAAAUGACGAUCUGUAAUCUGUACAUCUUCGACAAAUACGGAACACUGCUCUACUAUGGCGAAUGGAAUCGCCUUAAACACUCUGGCAUUACGAAAGACGAGGAAGCGAAGCUCAUGUACGGGAUGCUGUUUUCGAUCAAAUCGUUCGUUAGUAAGAUAUCACCGAUGGACCCCAAGGCGGGCUUUCUGCACUACAAAACGAAUAAAUAUGCGCUCAACUAUCUGGAGCUACCGUCGGGCGUGAAGUUUGUGCUCAACACGGACAACACUUCGACAGGCAUUCGCGAGUUUCUGCAAACCAUCUACAGCAAGCUUUGGGUUGAGUACGUCGUUCGGAAUCCGUUGUGGACGAUGGGCACGCCCGUCACGUCGGAUUUGUUCGAGGCGAAGCUGAAUGAGUUCGUGAAGCAAUCGCCACUGUACGGUUCAAAGAUAAUUUAGAAAAGUCCGUAUCGCGGCAUUCUCCUUGGCUACAAAGAAAACAAGCACAACGCCCUCAUGUAGCAUGUGCCUGGGACCCGGACAAUCUCGCGAUCUCAGAAGCUCUUCAACCGCCAAUAUUCCGACAUCCAGUCACGUAUGCUUCGAUAGUGCUUUUCUCGUGCUAGAACCACCGUUUCCGGAUCCUUCGGGUUCGAAGCACGCAGAUCGAUAUGAUGGGCGCCUUCUGGGAUGAGUAUGAUUUUAAUUUUAUCGUUGCUUGAACGCAGCACGCCUCCUCCAGACCACGGAUCGAGCAGGCCGUUGCUGAAGACAAUGUUCGUAAUGCUACUACUGCUGGGACAGGAGAAAGAAAGUAAAAGUGACAUGAGUGACAGUGAUAACGUAGCAAACCACACAAAACACAUGUAACAAGCUAAGGAACAGAUAGCAACGCUAAGC
Molecule: messenger RNA, 1152 nt
Organism: Anopheles cruzii
Lineage: Eukaryota; Metazoa; Arthropoda; Insecta; Diptera; Culicidae
Gene: Bet5
Product: trafficking protein particle complex subunit 1
Exons: 4
Coding region: 274-711 (145 amino acids)
Biological process (GO): endoplasmic reticulum to Golgi vesicle-mediated transport
Cellular component (GO): TRAPP complex
Source: RefSeq, a predicted model, not a curated record